This is a messenger RNA of Mizuhopecten yessoensis (Yesso scallop), 2202 nucleotides long. Its product is annotated as photoreceptor outer segment membrane glycoprotein 2-like. The transcript has 6 exons. NCBI's taxonomy places the organism in Eukaryota, Metazoa, Mollusca, Bivalvia, Pectinida, Pectinidae. The record is from RefSeq and is a predicted model, not a curated record. Gene Ontology annotation, biological process: regulation of cell cycle; regulation of mRNA splicing, via spliceosome; visual perception. Gene Ontology annotation, cellular component: membrane. Gene Ontology annotation, molecular function: RNA binding. The coding region runs from base 62 to 1720 and encodes 552 amino acids.
UCCAUUUUGUACCAUUGGUGACGUUCUCAUUUCAAGUAAGUCCGUUCUUUUUGUUGCAAACAUGUGCAUAACUUUCAACAUACCGUCGAAUGUGAGGGAGAAGAUUGCAAUUACGAUUUGUAUACUCAAUAGUUUGAUCGCUUUAUUUGGAAUAGCUCUUAUUGGCAUGGCAGUAUACAUGAAGAUAAACAUUGACUCUAGAAUGAUGUUGCUGGAUGGAUAUGACACCGAUGUUCUGCCAUAUUUUCUACUUGCAGUUGGAAUCAAAGUGGUUAUUUUACAUAUUGUAACCUUUAAGAUUGUAUACGAUUGUUCGACUUCUGAGAUGAGUGGGCGAUGUGUGAACUUUCUCUUUCUUGCGGUUAUACUGUCAUUUAUUUUAGUCUGGUUCCUACUGGCGGGGGGUCUGAUGUGUUUCACUCAUCGUUCUGUUAUCGAGGAGUCCUUGCAGAAUGGUCUGGGCUACGUAAUGAAACGGUACAAAACGGAUAUGUUCGUGAAGGUGACCUUGGAUAAACUACAACAGGAAUAUCACUGUUGUGGCAGCAAUGGCUACAGUGAUUGGUUUGACGUCAACUGGGUCAAUGAAGAAUUCCUGAACACCAAACACCCAGACAUUAUACGGAAGCUGAAGGGGGGUUUAUUCUACUCGGACGAUGUUCCCUACAGUUGUUGUGACGUAACAUCACCCCGUCCAUGUGUCCAUCAUGCUGUCAAGGACAAAUCGAUGCACGUGCACUACGGAAGUGUAACUCUGUACCAAUCCGGCUGUUCCAACGUCCUGAUGGAUUUCUUUGAAAACAGAAUCCUUGUACCGACAGGAUGGUCAGUCAUCUCGGCUUUCCUUUUACAGUUCGUGACGUUGGUGUUGAUGCGAUACCUGCAGACUUCCAUGGCGGAUGCACGUGACAUGGAGGAUCCCGAGGGGGAAGGGGCGGGGUACUGCUGUCCAGGCUGUCCGUGUGACUGCUGCUCUCCCGGGGACCCCAUGAAAUAUGUCAAACCGAAGAGGUGUUCCAGCGAUGACAUAGAAGAUGGAAAGGGUGGAACUGCCCCAGAGUUUGACUUUGAGGAUAGUAGUGGGAAGAGGCGUUCCAGCUAUGACGUAGAAAAUGGAAUGGGUGGAACUGCCCCGGAGUUUGACUUUGAGGAUAGUAGCGGGAAGAGGCGUUCCAACUAUGACGUAGAAGAUGGAAUGGGUGGAACUGCCCCGGAGUUUGACUUUGAGGAUAGUAGCGGUAGGGACAAUUCGACGGACAAGAACAAAGAAGACAAGAGGAACAGAAGAAAGGACAAAAAGGACAAAAAAGAAAAGGACAAAAAGGACAAAAAAGGAAAUGACAAAAAGGACAAAAAGGAUAAAAAGGACAAAACUAGAAAGGACAAAUCCAAUGAACGUAAGGAUAAAUCCAAGGAACGUAAGGAUAAAUCCAAGGAACGUAAGGAUAAAAAAUCUAAAACUGUGAGUAAAAAAUCACCUACUAAAGGGAAAGGUUCGCCCAAAUCGAAAAUGUCUCCCGGGAAGAAAACUUCGCCAAAAGCUAAGAAAUCGCCAAAGAGGUCUCCCAAAAGAUCUCCCAAACGGUCUCCUAAAAGAUCUCCAAAAAGGUCUCCCAAAAGAUCUCCCAAAAGGUCUCCCAAAAGAUCUCCCAAGAGGUCUCCCAAAAGAUCACUUAAGAAACCAAAGUCACCAAGGAGAAUGAAAGCGCGCAGAAGGUAGACGGACAUGUCAACGCAUAUUAACUUCGGAUUGAAUUGCCCCUCGCCUUCAAAUGUCCUUAAAUUGUGUCGGAUAACCUUCCAGAGCAAACAUUUAUACUGUGUGAUUACUUAUGUAGAAUAGACUUAGUAUGACAUGAUGUAACUGUUUUGCUUGGCCUGUUGUUUACACAAUAAUGUCAGUACACUAUGUACAUUUGUACACUUAGUUGUAACAAGUUUUCUGGUCACGUUUCCCGAUUAAAUUUAGUCUCCGGUUAACACAAACAACUUAUUUUAAACCUUUAAACUGUAUCAAACAAUUUCUGGCAACAAUACAAAUGAUAUGAUUCGUGCUAUUCUCGCAAACCAUGUUCAUAAAACAAUAAAACAAUCGUAUUUGUUUUAUAUCGUAAGAAACUAUAAAUUCAACUUAUUGUUCAAGAAUUAAGAAAAUCGAUGCUUUAAGACCAUUAUUAGUCGAAUAAAGAGAGUUAUGUAUUA